AUGUCAAAUCCAUGUCCUCUAGUCAUUGUAUUUCAUGGUUCAAAACAAACUGGUGAAAAAAUGCGGCAAAGUUGUGGAUAUGAAUUUGACCGUUUGGCUGAUCAGUAUAAAUUUAUUGUUGCAUAUCCGAACGGAUACAAAAAUCAUUGGAACGAUAAUCGUUUGCAAGCACCGUAUGAAGCACGACAGUUAAACAUUGAUGAUAAAAGGUUCAUUCAAAAAUUGAUUGACCAGCAGAAGCCGAGUAUCGUUUUUGCUGUUGGAUAUUCUAAUGGGGGUCAUUUCGUUUUUCGUUUAGCACUAGAAAUGACAGAAAGAUUCGCGGCAUGUGCUGCUAUAUCGGCUAAUUUACCGACCGAUGGUAAUACAGAUGUACGACUAACCCACCAGCCCAUUCCGAUGCUAAUUAUGAACGGCACAAACGAUAAGAUAAAUCCAUACAAUGGUGGAGAAGUGUCAUUUUGGGGCUUUCAAAGUCGUGGUCAAGUACGAUCAUCCUGGUCAACGGCACAAUACUUUGCAGAUCAAUAUGGACUACAUUCUCUACAUGUGUCAUCAAAAUAUCUGACGAAUAACUGUCAGUCGACAACGUGGAACGACGAUGGUAAUAAACCGAAAAUCGUCCUAUUGACAAUACAUAAGGGUGGACAUGUGAUUCCACAACCGAAUUAUAGAGCACCGCGUAUUUUAGGCUUGACAGACACGAAAUUUAACGGACCAAAAGAAUUAUGGCAUUUUCUUCAAUCACAGUUCGAAAAAUAA
Molecule: messenger RNA, 762 nt
Organism: Didymodactylos carnosus
Lineage: Eukaryota; Metazoa; Rotifera; Eurotatoria; Philodinida; Philodinidae
Source: the annotation of a GenBank genome assembly